Messenger RNA from Carassius carassius (crucian carp), 1827 nucleotides. Its product is annotated as asc-type amino acid transporter 1-like. Gene Ontology annotation, cellular component: membrane. Gene Ontology annotation, biological process: amino acid transmembrane transport; D-serine transmembrane transport; D-alanine transmembrane transport. The record is from RefSeq and is a predicted model, not a curated record. The transcript is spliced from 11 exons. Bases 1 to 1683 code for a protein of 560 amino acids. Gene Ontology annotation, molecular function: L-amino acid transmembrane transporter activity; neutral L-amino acid transmembrane transporter activity. NCBI's taxonomy places the organism in Eukaryota, Metazoa, Chordata, Actinopteri, Cypriniformes, Cyprinidae.
AUGCUCGUUCUCGUUAACAUUCUGUCCGGAGCGCGAGACGCGGCGCCUGCGCGGCUCUCUCAUCAUGCUUCAGUCUCCAGAAGCGACUUAAGAGAGGCAGCACAGCUCUCUGUUCGUGCGCGAGCUGAAAUGGAUGGAGUAGAGAGGAAAAGGACGGAGGCUCGGAGGAGCAUGAUGAAAGACCGCGAUCUAAAACACGACUCCGGCAUCCCUGAGCGCGUGACACUCAAGAAGGAGAUCGGGCUUCUGAGCGCGUGCACGAUCAUCAUUGGUAACAUUAUUGGCUCAGGGAUCUUCAUCUCUCCUAAGGGUGUUCUGGAGCAUUCGGGUUCGGUUGGCCUGGCGCUGGUGGUGUGGGUGUUAGGAGGAGGCGUCGCUGCUCUGGGCUCCCUUUGCUACGCUGAACUAGGGGUCACCAUCCCCAAAUCUGGAGGAGACUAUUCCUACGUCACAGAGAUCUUUGGUGGUCUCGUGGGGUUUCUGCUGUUAUGGAGUGCAGUACUGAUCAUGUAUCCCACCACACUGGCAGUCAUCGCUCUCACUUUCUCGAACUACGUGCUUCAGCCUGUUUUCCCACACUGCGUUCCUCCAUACAUAGCCACACGCAUGCUGUCCACCAUCUGCAUACUGUUUUUGACAUGGGUGAACUGCUAUAGUGUGCGUUUGGCCACACGGAUCCAGGACGCCUUCACCGUGGGGAAGCUGCUGGCUCUAGGGCUCAUCAUUACUGUCGGCUUAGUGCAGAUCUUUGGAGGUAACUAUGAGAGCCUGACUCCACAGACAGCGUUCAUGUUUAAUAAAGCUCCCUCCAUUGGGCAGAUUGCUCUGGCUUUCCUUCAUGCCUCCUUUGCCUUCAGCGGCUGGAACUUCCUCAACUACGUCACAGAGGAAGUGGUGGAUCCGAGGAGGAAUCUGCCACGAGCCAUUUACAUCUCCAUUCCACUGGUCACAUUUGUGUACACGCUCACAAACAUUGCGUAUUUCUCCUCUAUGUCUCCUGAGGAACUGCUGUCCUCCAACGCAGUGGCUGUUACUUUCGGUGAAAAACUUCUCGGGGUGUUUUCCACCCUCAUGCCGAUCUCUGUGGCACUCUCCACUUUUGGGGGCAUCAAUGGUUACCUCUUCACUUCCUCCAGGUUGUGUUUCUCCGGGGCACGAGAAGGACAUUUACCCAGCCUUCUUGCUAUGAUCCACUUCAAGCACUGCACACCAAUUCCAGCUCUGCUCGUCUGUUGCUCUGCCACAAUUGUGAUCUUAUGCAUUGGAGAAACUCACAACCUUAUAAACUAUGUCUCUUUUAUCAACUACCUCUCUUAUGGAGUCACUAUUGCUAGCCUGCUCUACUACAGAUGGAAGAAGCCAAACUUAUACAGGCCCAUCAAGGUGAGUCUGCUGGUGCCGGUGUUUUACCUGCUCUUCUGGGCUCUACUGCUGGGCUUCAGUUUGCACUCGGAUCCGCUGGUGUGUGGAGUGGGGCUGGUCAUUAUGCUCACUGGAGUGCCUGUUUAUUUCCUGGGAGUUUACUGGAAAGACAAGCCAAAAUGCAUAUAUGACUUCAUCGAGUGGGCUACGUAUCUGGGACAAAGAGUGUUUUUUGUCGUUUUCCCACAAAUCGAUCCUAUUGAAGUGGCAGAAUGGACUGACAGAUCUUCCUUCACAAGCAAAGCUUCUGGACCUCUCUGAAUUUUGUACUACUUUAAUUUGGCAGCUCUUCACUUAAAAUCCACACUUUCCAGGCUUGUAGUAUAGUAGUAAAAUACAUGAAACAAUAACCGCCUCAUUUGUUUAAAUGGGGACUAUAUUUGUAUGCUUCAGUGGGUUUAAAUG